AUGCAGGCCCCGAGCGAGGACGACGUUGCCCGCCAGGAGUCUCUCAAGCGACGGGCGGAGGCGCAUGCGCAGUGGAAGCGGAACUUCUUUCAGAGCCGGCCACCGCCGCCGUUCAUUCCGAAGUGUCGGCGGCGGCGUAGUCGCGAGCGCAUCGCCGGCGCCCCUGUGCAUCUCCUGCACAGGCGGGCCCUGGAGCUCGUGAGCGCCGAGGCGGCACGCGCGUCGUCCCCUCCGCCGCCCCCACAGGCAGCCACGACAGAGGUGACGGAGCCUAGGAGCAAAAGUGACGCGUGGCGGGAGAGGAUGCUGCUCGAGGUGGAGCGCCGCGACCCGUACACGGACAUCAACAUCCGCACCGACCCCCGGCGCACGGUGGUGGUGUCCAGCCUGCACCCCAAGUCCCUGGAGGAGGACAUCCGCCUGUUUGGCGAGCAGUUUGGGCGGGUGGUCAGCGUACGCCUCAUCUGCGACCGGGACGGAAGAAGCCGCAGGUACGGCUUCGUUCAAUUUGGGUUGGAGGCGGAGGCGCGAAAGGCGGUGGCGAACAGCCGUAAGCGGCGGCUGCACGGACGCGCCGUCGUGAUGGAGAUGGAGCGCGGGCGGCUGGAGCCCGGCUUCUUGCCGAAGCGGCUUGCCGAGGCGCGCCGCCAGGCUGCGGGGUCGGCGUCGGCGAGUAGCGCAAAGCGGCAGCGCGUGGAAGGGCGGGGCGUCGCGUCCGCGCCAGCGGCCGUGGCGAGGGGAGGCGCAUCCGCCGCGACGGCAGAUACUCGCGACGAGGUGGACGCCUUUCUGGAUGACAUUAUGAACCUCACCUGA
This is a messenger RNA of Trypanosoma conorhini, 816 nucleotides long. RefSeq names its product U1 small nuclear ribonucleoprotein. Gene Ontology annotation, molecular function: snRNA binding; mRNA binding. Gene Ontology annotation, cellular component: precatalytic spliceosome; U12-type spliceosomal complex. Bases 1 to 816 code for a protein of 271 amino acids. The transcript has a single exon. Gene Ontology annotation, biological process: mRNA splicing, via spliceosome. NCBI's taxonomy places the organism in Eukaryota, Euglenozoa, Kinetoplastea, Trypanosomatida, Trypanosomatidae. The record is from RefSeq and is a predicted model, not a curated record.